Messenger RNA from Phoenix dactylifera (date palm), 1707 nucleotides. Its product is annotated as NDR1/HIN1-like protein 10. Gene Ontology annotation, biological process: defense response to other organism. NCBI's taxonomy places the organism in Eukaryota, Viridiplantae, Streptophyta, Magnoliopsida, Arecales, Arecaceae. Gene Ontology annotation, cellular component: plasma membrane. The record is from RefSeq and is a predicted model, not a curated record.
UUCCGAAGGAAAAUCCAAUUAAUUAUGAAUCCAAGCCGAACCAAAAGCACAAAUGAUUGGACAUGGAUUUACACCCCUGAUUUGAGCACCGGAACAGGGACAAAACCCGAGUCGGAAUUAAAGUGCCAACCAGCCGGUACAUCGGUGAACCCGUGAGUAAUUAUUUUCCAAUCAGGAAGCGAAGAAAGCGCGUAUCCAUCCAAAAAUAUCAAACACGCUGGAACUUUCCCUCCCAAAUUCCCCCAACGAGUUCGUAUCCCAAUCUGAGAACUAAAACACGGUAAUUAACACCAACCUCCCUUAAUUUCGCUCGUUAAAUGGGUAACAAAGACAAAGAACUCCAUCACCCACCCUUGGAUCCCAAUCAAACGGAUAGAUCUCGGAUUCUGUAAUAAAUUUCUGACCACUCCCCUUCCAACGCCGGUAACCACAGGUACAUUUAAACGCCAAUCAAAGAUCGGAAAGAAUCUUCUUCUUCUCACCUUUCCCACCGGUGUAAAUAGGAGGGAGAGAGCAAGCGGUUUCGUUGCUUCUCACCGCUUUUCUUCUUCGGUUCUCCGCUGCAGCUUCUCCUCCUCUUUCCCCAUGAAAGCCAUGGGGGACCGCCCUUACCUCUCCUCCAACCGGAACGCUAACGGUGCUCGGACCCUCAACGGCAGCGGAGCCACCGCCAACGGCGGAUCCGGCCGUCCCCCUGCCUUCCCGGCUACGAAGGCCCAGCAGUACAGCGCCACCCGCCCCCUCCCCCGUCCGCCCCCCCGCCCCCGCCGGCGCCGCCGAGGGUGCUGCUGCACCUGCUGCCUCUGGCUGACUCUCCUCCUGAUCGGCCUCAUCUUCCUCGCCGCCAUCGCCGCCGGUGUCUUCUACGUCCUCUGUCGCCCCCAGCGCCCCAGCUUCUCCGUCGAAUCCUUCCGCCUCUCCACCUUCAACAUCACCUCCUCCAAUCUCCUUACCUCCCGCCUCGACCUCGCCGUCUCUGCCCGGAACCCCAACCGGAAGGUCGUAUUCCUCUACGACGACGUCGCCAUCUCCGCCUACUCCGACGGGGUGGUCAUCGGGCAGGGCUCGUUCCCGGCGUUCGUCCACGGCACCGAGAACACCACCGUCCUCAAAGCCACAGUCUCGAGCUCGCGGCAGAGCCUGGAGCCGGGAGAGGCAGCGGAUCUGACGAAGAGGAAGAAAUUCCCGCUGGAGAUCGAUCUGGAAACGAAGGCCGGGGUCAAGAUCGGCGGGUUCAAGUCUAAGAAGAUCGGAAUUAGGGUGCUGUGUGACGGGAUCGAGGGCCGCGUCGCCAAGGGGAACCCGGCGGCCGGCGCCACCUCGCCGGCCAACGCCCGGUGCCAGGUGAAGCUUCGGAUCAAAAUCUGGAACUGGACAUUCUAGAGAAAAUAAUUCUAUCAUGAAUUUAAGAUCAUUAAAAAAAAAGGUCAAAAAAAGGUACAGUGGACGGUUUAGUUUUUUAACAGGUUUCUUUCUCUGUUCCUUAUCUUUAGUUUGUGGAAUAUAUUUCCUUUUUCAUUCCUCUAAAACUUCAGACGAGCUGUUGCUUGUUGUGGAUUGAAAUAAUUUAUGUUCUUUUAUUCUCUUUCACUGAAUUGUUAUUUGUUAUAUAAUAAUUUAGAAUUGGAUCUUAUCUCCAUCUUUAUUAGCUCACAACUGUGUUUUAUUAUCAAGUAAAGAAUAGUGGAAGAAAUUCUGCGGUGGGCA